Molecule: messenger RNA, 1126 nt
Organism: Erigeron canadensis
Lineage: Eukaryota; Viridiplantae; Streptophyta; Magnoliopsida; Asterales; Asteraceae
Product: 50S ribosomal protein L13
Exons: 5
Coding region: 129-740 (203 amino acids)
Biological process (GO): negative regulation of translation; translation
Cellular component (GO): ribosome; mitochondrial large ribosomal subunit
Molecular function (GO): structural constituent of ribosome; mRNA binding
Source: RefSeq, a predicted model, not a curated record
GAGAAACAUUUUGGCAAAUGAUCCAAACAUUCUCCAAAUAAACCCUAGGGUCUUAAUUCCAUAAUCAUUUUUAUCUGAAAUUUUCUUUCUUUUCAUUUUGGUAUUUCUUUACAUCAAUUUUUAUAUCUAUGUCAACCGUAGCAGCUCAGUCUUUCAAUGGCAACCUUAAGAAAGCAGUUGCGGGUAUUAGGCGCAUCAAUUUGGAAGGACUGCGGUGGAGAGUAUUCGAUGCCAAAGGCCAGGUUCUAGGGCGAUUAGCAUCACAAGUAUCAACAGUGGUUCAAGGAAAAGAUAAGCCUACGUAUACUCCUAAUCGUGAUGAUGGGGAUAUGUGUGUUAUACUUAAUGCUAAAGAUAUUUGUGUCACCGGGAGGAAACUUACUGACAAAUUUUACCGAUGGCACACUGGGUAUGUUGGGCACCUUAAGGAAAGAAGUUUGAAGGACCAAAUGGCCAAGGAUCCUACUGAAGUUAUUCGGAAAGCUGUACUUCGCAUGCUUCCAAGAAAUAAACUGCGUGAUGACAGAGAUCGUAAACUGAGAAUAUUCCCAGGCAGCGAGCACCCAUUCGGUGACAAGCCCCUCGAACCAUUUGUAAUGCCACCCCGGAAAGUUCGUGAAAUGCGUCCACGUGCAAGAAGAGCCAUGGUACGGGCUCAAAAGAAGGCUGAACAACAAGAAGGUGGCAACAAAUCUAGCAAAGGUAAAAAGAGAGACGAAGCAUCACAACUGAGUGCGUGAAUUCUGGAGCUGUUAUCUACUAUGUAGACCAAAUGUUGACUCGCUGUUUCAGGAUAUGUAUUUUUUGGUUUUUUCAUUAGCUGCUUCUCUGUUGGCAUUGAAUAACAAAAGCAUGUCGCUUGCUUUGCUUCCAUUGUCUGGAACAUUCACAGGUCCAUUGCAUCAUUACUUUGUAGGUUUGACAACGGAACAUUGCUGUGUACUAAUCCAAGUCAUCUUUUUAUUAAACCCGGUGUCCAGGAUUUGCUAAACGGGCACACAAGGUUAGAUGUAAAAUCGAAGAUGGGAUAUUAGUUUGUUGGGUAAGUGUAUUUGUCGGUGUAUUAUGUAUGUAUUUACUGUGUUGUGGUAGUAUAUUACUAUGUUUGAGUGGUUCAGAGCUUUAA